Messenger RNA from Spirodela intermedia, 24000 nucleotides. The record is from the annotation of a GenBank genome assembly. Lineage: Eukaryota; Viridiplantae; Streptophyta; Magnoliopsida; Alismatales; Araceae.
AUGAAUAUUGAACAUCUCCGGAGCUCCUUGCUGGGUUUGCCACUCCCAUCGUCUGCUAGUCGAAGAAGGAAAAGUGACAAUGAUUUUGUGGUCGGAUGGGCUGCUACAGGAGCGUCCUAUGGUUGCUCUUUUUUGUCGCAGAAUCAUGGGAGACAACGAUGGUCUACGUUUUCUGGAUCAAAUUCGAGUAGGGCCAAUUUCCUCUUGAGGAAUUUAUCACCACGCAGCUGGUCAAAAAUAAACUGCACGCGGGAACCGUUCUCAAGAAGCAAGGCUUUAAUAAGAUCAUUCGAACCUCUGUGGAAGGAGGGGCUACUGUUAAUAAGAUGCUCUGUAUUUGUCGCUAUACUUUCAGCUGCUGGCUUGUUGCUGUGGUAUGGUCAUUUUAAAACCAGGAUUUUUGUUGAAACCCAUCUUCUACCAUCUGUUUGUUCUAUCUUAACUGAAUACCUUCAAAGGGAGAUCAACUUUGGUAAGGUCAGGAGCAUCUCCCCUCUUGGGAUCACCUUGGAAUCUUGCUCUAUUGGUCCACAUAAUAGGGAGUUUUCUUGUGGGGAGCUACCGACCGUGAAAAUUAGAGUUCGUCCUUUUGCAAGUUUGAGAAGAGGGAAGAUUGUGAUUGAUGCUGUUUUGUCUGAGCCAAAUGUGCUUGUUGCACAGAAGGAGGAUUCUUCAUGGUUGGGUAUUCCACCAACUUCUGAACAUAGCUCAAGGAGGCACUCAUCUGAAGAAGGGAUUGAUUUUCGUACGAAGUCCAGGAGAGUGGUUAGGGAAAAAGCCGCUUCCAAGUGGGCUAAAGAAAGGGCUCAGUUAGCCUGGGAAGUUGCAAAGUUAGGGUAUGUUAUUCCUCAGAGGUAUUCAAAAUCGGCAACUGGUGAUAGCCUCAAGGAUGGUGUAAGCAAUUCUUUCAGGUCGUUUAACCCUGGUUCAUUCUUCUGUGCGGAUGAGCAUUUACACUGGGGGGAUCAUCAUUCCAUGGACAUGGGGAUUGAGUAUGGCUUGAAACAUGAAGAGCUCGAGAAGUCAUUCGGUAUAAAGAAGUCAUCAAAGUCAUGGUUUAGGUUUUGGCCUCGAACGGACUCAGGUCAUUUAAGACACAAGUUUAAGAGAGAAGCCCAGAAGAAAGUUUUUACUGAAAUUCUCUUUUCUUCUAAGCUGAGAAUUCUUAAGCGCAGUGCAACUGCUGCACUUGCAUAUUUCAACCGUCUCAGUGGCGAUGAGAUCAAUGAGUCUGUUGCUUUGUCUGUACAAGGUGCUUCAUAUAUCGACUGUGGUGAAAUUGGAGUCCACACAUAUGGUAUAGAGGAGGAGAAGGAGGAGGAGACGGGUACAACUAAAAACUCUGUUGUGGACAGGAUAAAUGGGAAUGCAGGGCUUGAAAAUCAAUUGGACUCCCCUUUUGUCGAAGGCGAAAAGUGCCUUGUGAAGGUGCCCGUUGAAAUAGUUGCCAAUCAUGUUGGAGGUGAAGAAAAUUCAAAGUCGGUAACUUUUGAAGGCAGCCUUGAAGGUGUGAGUCAUUUAGGAGGAGAGAGCAAUGCUGAUGAUCGCCAGAGGAGUAGCAGAGUAGAUGUCUUCGGUUCAAUAUAUCUUCCACUUCUAAUGGUCGCAAAGAAACUCAACAUAUUGAAUGUGCCAGGUAAUGACUCAUCAUUUGGCGAUAAUAUGAUGAAAAUUAGUAAGCCUGUGAAUGGGAAAGUCAGUGCGUCCUCAACACAAGAAAGGGAUCUCAAGGAGGUUCAUGUAGAGGCAGGAGGCAGCUCUGCACUGACCUGUAAGCUUAUAGAAGACUCACCAGUUGAAGACUUUGGAGACUUUUUCAGUGGGAUAAAAAUUUUUAAACCUCGUGGAUCAAAAUCUGGGGACUUAUUUCCACUCUGGCCCUCGAACUUCAAUUCUAAAUUCCUUUCAUUCUCUAGAUCCAUAGAGGAAUUUCUGUCCGAUUAUUUUUCUGGUCAACUUCAGAAAUUGAGGGAAUCUAUGAGUUUAAAAAGUGAUGAUAUUGCGGCUGAACUUGCUGGAGGAGUUGAUGUAAUGUGCACCGAGGGCAUUGAGAGGAUGCUCCCAGUCACACUGGAUUCUCUAUAUUUCAGCGGGGGGAGUCUCAUGCUACUAGGAUUUGGUGACCAGGAACCCAGGUGCGUCAGUAUUCUCUAAUAACUGCUUGAGCCAUUUUAAGAAGAGAAAAUAUCUAUGUGUGAAUUCCAUAGUAGUCCUGUACAGAAGGGACGAGUGACCACCUGGCUAUGCUUCAUUUUUAUAGAUUGUUCACAGUUAUCUCUGGUGAUGGAGUUAGAAUGACUCUAUCUUUGUCACGCAUUUUCUUCUUCUGAAAAAAUAGUGAUAUGAUGUCAUAUCGUUUUUAAUUAAAGAACAUACACACGUGUCGGUGUUAAAUAGGGGUCUGGAAACCCACAGUCCUCCUAAAGGAAUGGUUGUCUUGCGGACUGCUCUAGACAAUUCCAGUCCCUGAGUAACAUCUUGGAUACAAUCUACUGACGUUUUUGUUGUUUGCUGCUUUGGGGGAGAGGCAGCUAGUCUAGCUGUGUUUUAAAAUAGUUUGAGUGAUUUAAGUGAAUUCGGUAAAUUAUCUGAGAAAGUAAUUUCAUUUCUAUUUGUUUCUUGUCAUGGGGUGCAUUUCAAUUAACUUUUGGUUGGUUUGGUUUCCCUGUUGUCCUUUUUCAUCCACUCAGCCACUGUAAAGGUCCUUAACUGCUUUCUGCUAGCAUUUUAAUAUUGAUAAUCUAGAUAGUUAAUAUUCAUAUACCUGCAUUCUGUCCUCUGCAAAUGCAUCACCUAGUCUUUACCACAUUAAUACUUGUUCUACUUCCUCCUAUCGCUGUUUCAUUCAUUGUCUUCUACUCAUCACCAUACCAUGUUUCCCGGUGGUGGCCGUUGCAGUGAAUCAGUUUUUGUAGCCAGAAUUUCAACAAUCAUUGUUUCUAAGGGUAGCAUGUGAAGCUAGUGAUGCUAUUCCAAUUGGAUAUCUGCACUUCACCUACUCAACAUCUACAUCUCAGUUUCAUAAUUGUUGAAAACCUCCUGAUCAAGGUUGUAGAAACGGAUCAUAUCUUCUGAAAGUGUCUACCUAAAAAAAGAAAAAACCUUUUUUUUUAAGUGGCCGUGCUCCAUUAUAUUAUAGGAGAGUAUGCAAGAAUGGCCUAUAGUUUAAAGGUCUAAACUCUAUCCUCUAAAAUGACAUGACCUCGGAGAGAACACCAUACGACCUCCCUAGGAAAGGAGACCAUCUUGGACAGCUCCAAGGACCAGCACCCAACUUUCAAUGGAGUUUGCAACUUUACUUUGGCAGUUCGUGGAGAUUCUUUGACACCUUUCACCGAGUCGUGUGAUUCUUCUUAUAUGGAUCCCAGAGAUCAAUGAAUGGAUAGUUUGCAAAACACAGAAUCAGUGCAAAAUUGGGAGUGUCUAUUCCACCUAGUGAUAAGCUCCUUAUUUAUAUCCAAUUGGUGCCAUCUAAGGCAUGCCAUUGCACCAAGUCCUUUCUAUUUUGUUUCUCUUUCCUCAGAUACACAUCUUUGGUCAGGAUUGCCAAGAAGAUAUUUUCGAUCUCAUAUAAUGGCGUAGCGUGUGGAAACGUUUUAGUGUCUCUGCAUCUAGCUAAUCUUACGGUAGGUAGUCUGAGUGCAUCAUCAAAUGGCUGUCUCCUAUGUUUGAGCAAGAAAAAAUUGGUAAGCAUUGUUCAUGAAGUUUAGAGGGAAGAAGUGUGAAGAUUGUGUUCGCCCAUUUAAGAUUCUGAGGUUACACACAGCAAAUCAUGACGUUUCAGUCUUGAAUGUAACUAUGAUUGAAUGAAGAGUACAAGUAAGAUGCUUUUUAGGUAUCAGUAGUUGUUCGUGCUAAACAGCUGUUCAAUUUACAUUAUCUAUAUUAUUUUGGUGUCUGCCAUGAUAUAAUUUUUUGAUGUUCUAUUUAUUAUAUGAUUUUUUAGUUUUAUUUUCAAUGCCAUUUUGAGACAUUGAAAUUACUACUCCAUUAAGAGUCAUUUCCAAAUCAUUGCUUGACUUUAGAUCCUCUCUACUGACGAUACUUGGUAUCAAUUAAACGGACAGUGGGUGGGCUCCAUCGGGUGGAACUCGGAUAAGAGUCCUCAGAAUGGGGAGGGUGUUAGAACCUGUUAGGUGAAAAGUGAUUGAACUUGGUUAAGUGGAUGGUGAGCUAGAAUCUUCUAAGUGAAAACAAAAUGGGUUAGAUUCUUUGAAGAAGAAACUGGAAUUGUGGCCAAUGAAAACAUUGAUCUAUUUUCUUGGAUACGAAGUCCGAUAUCCCCGUGGACCAUCAUCUUAGUGACAAUCCUAUUUAUGAAGGACCGUCUCCCCUAAUAAAGGUUGUCUUCUCUCCAAUAUUUGUGCUCCUGUACACAAACAAGGCAAACUCACAUUCAUUCACAUUUCAUUCGGCUUAUAUUUUUGAUCUCAAAUAUUUAUGCUCUUAUUUUUAUCAGUUUCAUUUUUUUUCUAUUUUACUUAAUCUUAUGUUAUAUUUAUUAUAGCCAUUUUUUAUGCAACCUGAGGUUAUGAAUUUGGUCCUGAACCUUCAAGGUUUCUGAUAAAGUCAUUAACUAAGAUGUUUAAUUUAGCUGUUUCCUUCCCAUCUUCAUUAAUCUCGGAGACUAUUCUGCAUGACCAUACAGUUGCAAAAGUGAGUGACUAAUAGAUGGUGAUAAGAACAGUACACUGUCUUUCUAACAUUUUAUUGUUUUUCACUUAUAGAGAGAUGGAGUAUGUUGAUGGACAUGUGAAAUUUCAAAAUCACUAUAGUCGCGUGCAUGUGCAAUUAAGUGGCAACUGUAUGGAGUGGAGAUCUGAUCUUAUGUCUAAAGAUGGGGGCCUACUGUCCGCUGACAUCUUUGUUGAUACCAUUGAACAGAACUGGCACGCCAAUUUAAAGAUAGCGAACCUUUUUGCACCGGUAAUACAUGAUUUCUCCUAUUUUCUUUGAUAGUACAUUUUUUCUUCUUAGCGCUUAUCAGGUUUAAAAUUAUGUUAUCUAGUUCAGGGAUUUCAAGUGCUAAAAAUAUAUUUUUUUGGUUUAUGCAGCUUUUUGAGAGGAUUCUUGAUAUUCCAGUGAAGUGGACCAGAGGGAGAGCAACAGGGGAGGUGCUUUUCCGUUAUUUUACUUCUGGGUUGAACCAAAUUUUGCUGAUGUAGUUUUUUACUCUUUACUAUCUACGGUUUUAGGAGCUCAUAGAUCCUGAACUGAUGUCUCUGAUAUUUUAUGCUUCAAUCAUCACUAAGCUGAAUGCUAAAACCUUCACGAAAGCAUAAUGCUUUGGUGCAAAAGUCAUGACUUGUUAAUGUUAGGGUACGUGUGGCUGGAUUGAAUCCUGAUCGUUUGUGUUGCCAUUGCCCACUACACUCCAACCUAGGACCUGAUCCAGUCCUGAAGGCUUAUCCCCAACCAAAGAAAGCUUGGCUUCAUCUUAUCCUUGAUACUUGCAUGAGAGUUCGAAUGUUAGAGGUAUUUUUAUGCAAUUUGCCUCUCUGACUUGGUUAGCAUAAAACUCUUUACAUAUUAUGCAAUGUCUUCUACGUGAAUGAGUUAUUUUUCUCACAGUUCAUUAGCUGCCAAAUAGCAUUGCCUUUUCGCCUCCUUGAAGCCUUAGUGCAUGGAAAUAGGCUAUGCUGACGCCCUUCCUUUAUCUAUCACUAUUUUGAUUCUCAUUUUAGCAUCACUCUUCCCUGAAGAGGAUGUCAUUCUUCUCGGAGUCCGAAUUCUGUCCAUGCAGUUUUUCCUCUCUAUCUAGUUGUCCUGCUUGCCUAUAGGUCCUGUACUAGUGUUUGAAUUAGGGAAGCCAUGGCAAACUACUGCGCACUUUGUCAACUCAUUUCUUGACGAGGUCGUGAUGCACUUCUGCCCCCAAGCAAAAUUUUCCCUCUGAAAGCUCCUUUGUGCCUACCGCUAGUUCUCAGUAAAUAGGUUUUAGCCAGAUUGGUUGAUAACCACGAUGUUUCUGCCAUAGAAGAUAAGGUUUUCAGAUCCCACAGAGACAUAGAAUUAACUCGCUACCUUCUCAUAAGGAAGUAGUUUUCCCAUCUUGUUGAGACCAAGAAUAUGUCUACGUCAGACAAAGAAGGGUUAUCUCUGAAUUUUGAUUUUCCGAAAAUGGAACUGAAGGUGCAAACAUUAAUAGGAGCUAUCUCGUUAAUGAAUCUGAGGAGCCCUACCUUUAGCCAUCUGAUGUCUCUGCAGUGGUAACAGCUACAUUGAAGUUUCAUCUGUUGUCUCUGCAGUGGUAACAACUACCGUGAAGUUUUCUCUCACACACCAAGAGUGGUCUUAUUUAUCGUACUGUUCCGAAAACCUCUUACAAAGGUUUUUUUCUUUGCUUUUCUAUGUAACUGUCCAUAAGCGCCAGAGAAAUCUCACACAGUCGUUUAACAGGUUCUUUAAAUUUAUUGAUGUAGAGAAUCCUCUCAUUCAUCAAAACUCGAUCAUCUCUUUAAUCAAAUACUUGUUCCUGAGGGCCAUAAUCCAGUUUGACGCAGUUACCCCUAGUAACACCCUUUAGUCACCUUGAUGCCUCGAAUAUCCUUCAUGAUUGUCUCACCUCUCUCCUCACAUUUAGUCUCCCACAAACGUAGAAUGUUGACCGUACACCUUCUCAUUAACGCUGCCAACAUUCUUUUAUUCUCCAACCCUCAUACUCGCUUAACAUUUUAUGGGGCUGUACAUAGUGUAGUAGAGAUUUCAGCUUCCCUCUCGCUACUCACGGAAGCAAUUUUAAGAAGCGCAAGCCUCUUCUUAAAGUCUGAGGUAUCCUUUUUGUUUCAUUUUAUUGUGUCAUUUACCAAAAGACAUGUACCGUCCACCUUAAAAAAAGAAAAGAAAAAAACGAAAAUAGAUGUUUGGAUUUAGGCUGGAGCUAGAUACAAUGUUAAGAUGAGAUCAUUUCCUCUUCACUGCUUUUAAAAUUUCUUUUACAUUCCUCCGUUUCUAGAGCUCUAAAACUUGAAAAUUCUGUUUCAGCCAGACCUGUCGUAUGGUUUCUCAGGCGGUCCAAUUGAGACUGUCAAAAAUUUCCAGUUAGAGUUCCCGAUUGAUUCGAGUGCCUUUAUCCUAUUUUAGUAUAGUAUCACUUUUCAUGUAUUCUUCGACUUCAUCACGUUACUCCUGGAGAACUUGGCAUGCCAUAUAGUUUUACAGAGUAGCAUAAUUUUUUGAUGCAAGUGUUUUCCAGCUUUAGCAGGAUCUUUUGUAGGUUCAUCUUUUUAAUGUGACUUCACAACUUUAUGUAUUUUUAUCUUCCCCAAAGGAAUUAUUUUUCACGAUUUAUAACACUAAAUAUUCUCUCAUUUUAUUUCCUUAGCUUUCACUUAAGUGUUGCCUCCAUUUCAUUUUAGGUUCAUAUAUGCAUGUCGCGAGGGGAAACUUUUCCUGACCUUCAUGGGCAACUUGACGUGAAUGAAUUGGCUUUUCAGAUUGUGGAUGCCCCGUCAUCUUUUACGGUAUGCUUGUCAAUUUUUAAUCCAGCGAUUUACGGUUUUCAUAAUCUUCAUCAAGGUCAUCUCAUAAAAUAAAUGUUUAUAACUCCCUAAAUGGUUGGUGGAAGAAAUAUAAGAUAAGGAGCUGAAAAUCAACUGAGAGGCUACGUUGUAAAUGCAAAAUAUGGAUACAGACGAGAUGCAGAGGCCUCGAUGCGAGUUAUAGGAUCAGAGAUCAGUGGAUUUUUCUUGGAGAGAGAAUUUGUGAUAGUGCAUUGAAAAAAAAAAUUCUGAUGAAAAUGGACUGGAACUAGCUGGAGUUGACGAACGUUGGUUGGACCGUUCUAGUUUGUGGGAUUAAACCUGAGAUUGGCAUAUGAUAUCAAUUUUACACGUAACUCGCUGGAACUGAACGUCAAUGCGGGUUGUUGUUUCAUAUCAGAAUUUGACACAAUACUUCAAGAUAGGAAAAAAAAGGUUUGAUUUAUUUAGAUUAAUGGUUGCUCUGCAAUGUAAUCAAGGCUUGUCGCUUAUAUCAAAUCUAGCUUCAUGUGCUAAAUAUGUGACUGUUUCAGACCUGGUUCAGAUUGUAGAGCUGGCGCUGCUUUUCUUUUGAGAAAAAGCAUUCCAUAGAUUUGGGAUCACGAGCUUGUUCAACCCGAAUUGAUGGGUUUAUUUCAGUUGUUCAGAUUCUGUUGAAUAGUAUGAUCAACCAGGCUAUUGUUUAUGACGAUAAGAGAAUUACAACCUUGACUUAUUCUAAUGGUGUGCCAGGAACACCUUUAAAAUGUAACACGAAUAUCUUGGAAUUCAUAUUCUGCAUUAGUGGGCCUGUGUUAGAUCAUCUGAUCCUAUUUAAUCAAGUCACUGAAUUGGUGGGUCUGUUUGCCAGUAUUGUACAAAUUGCAUUGCUUUUGUGGAGAAAUUUUGUGGUUCAGUGCAUCAUUCUCUGUGUGGUUCCGGAUUGUUUGAGUGAAUAUUUCUCUUAUUGUUCAGUUGUUCACAUAAUUUAUUACGGAAUUCUGUCCUAAAUCCCUUCUCAAAUUAAUUUCUCUGAUCCUUCUUGGAAUUAGAGGUCGUCUUAUCAAGGUAUAGUCUUCGUCUCGAUCAACAUUUCUUUGAAAUUAUUUUUGCGUUCCAAGUUUCUUGUGCGCUCAAUGCGGAAGGAUUCAAAUGAUGUGUAUUGAUGUCAAGCUUAGAACGCAUUUUCGUUAAACGUAUCCGUGUUCCACGGUGUAGCGUUUGUUACUUUCUGUCUUGAGUUAGCUCCUGAAUUUUAUAGAUGGAUUUCAGUCAAAUAAUGAUGAAUAUGUCAAGAGGGAAGACAAAAAGCACCGACUGGAUCUACUAGAAUGUUCCUUUGAUGUAAACCAUGAGAUUUAACUUGGUUUUGUACAGGGCGUAAACGCAAGUUUGUGUUUUCGAGGUCAAAGGAUAUUUUUGCACAAUGCUAGUGGCAUGUUUGGUCACGCUCCUUUGGAAGCUUCAGGGGACUUUGGCAUUAACCCUGACGAUGGGGAGUUUCAUCUGAUGUGCCAGGUAAUUAUUUGUCAUUACCAAAUACAUCUGCAUUGAAUAUUUUCUCCUUCCUUGUUUAUUUCUAGUUGUUUUAAAUUGAAAUGGCCUCAAGCCAAAAUUGACGAAGUUAGAUUCAUAAUAGUUUAUGUUUAUUUGAACAGGUAGGUUAAUGCUUUUGUGUAAUUGUGGAUAUUCUUAUAAUCUAAAUUUUUAUUUUGAUGCUGGGUAUUGAUGAAAAUUUUGAUGACCUUCUCCCAUAUUUAAUUGACAUUGACGUUUCCUGGCCUGAAUGCUUCCAGUGGUAGGCCUUUGAGUGUUAGUCAAUUUCUGAACUUAAGACUGUUGUUGAUAUUUGGUCCACACUGGAAUUUGUCGGGGUGGACCUCUAGGGUUUGUUUAUUUUUAAUUUAGGGACUAAAUUUUGUCUGGUUUCCCUCGGUGAUUUCUCAGUGAUACAAAUCAUACAAGGAUAAAGAGUCGCGAAAAAUGGCACUAGAACAUUGGUUACCUUGGCCACAAAAACGGAAACUACCUAGGUUAAGGAAACUGACCAACUUGGAAACUAACAAACUAGGAAACUAACGAACUAGGAAACUAAUAAACUAGGAAACUGACAAACUAGGAAGCUAACCAACAGAAAAUAAUUCCUAAUUACAUAUUUUUCCCACGCUCAAUAGUUAUUUCCAGUGGGUUACUUCCAGUGGUGAUCCCUGUGAUCCUAAAGAAGUUUUUGAUGUAGGAAAUCCACAGAAAUUAAAUCUCACUUAGUCCGUCAAAUACCGUAUGUUGGUGGGAAAGGCCCUCAGUGGCCUUGGAGGCCAAAAGUGGGCUACUCGUUGGGGCCCUCUUUGGACCCCUAUGAGGCAAAGAUCAACAGUGGUUGUCCCAUUUAUGUUCCUUUUUUUAACCCUCAUUGUGGUCAUUGCUACAUCACUAGUGGUUUUGGAGGCCAUCGGUAUGUGCCCUCUUAGGGAAAAUCUGGCAACUCUUUUAUUCCCUCCACUAAUGCAACCACCACAAAUAUCAAGAUGCAAGAUCCACCCACAGAUUUCUCGAAAUGCCCUUUGUUCCCAAGAGGAUUUGUUAUCCAUCUGACAAUACUGGUGGAUACUUAAAUGUCCUGGACCAUGCCAAUCCGUCUGCAUCAACUUUUCAACACUUUCUUCUGAGAAAUUCCUGUUUGUCGAGGGGAUUACCGUCUUUCCAGUAUUAAAAGAAGGGAAUUGUUUUUGUAAUCGAGCUGUGCUGCAUGUGGUUCAACUCUGUGUUGGAUGUUGAUACUUGCAUGCUUAAAAGUAGUGACUUGGAGCAGUUAUUGGUUAUGGAACUAGCAGCCUUUUGUAUCACUGUACUUGGUGAAAAAUAUCAUAGUUGUAUGGUAUGCAUGUGGACUUCCCACAAUCUUCAACUUUUUGAUUUAAUUCGUCGUCAUAUUUUCUUGAAUAUUUAUUCAGUAAGCAUAUGUACAUGCAUCUAUAUAUAUUUGCAGGCUGAUAGUGUACACACCCAUUAAAUGUACUCAGUAUGACAUUUCCGUGAAAGCAAUGUCAUGGAGAAUAAUAGCUGAACUUUUUCUUUUCAGGUCCCGUGUGUUGAGGUGAACGACCUUAUGAAGACUUUGAAGAUGAAACCUUUAUUAUUUUCGGUAGGUUUGGACUACUACAAGAUGUGUCAUUUGAAGUUUUUUCCUGACCAUGCCAAUCCGGAGGUUUUGGAAGAUGAUACACUUGGGAAGUCAUUGACAUAUUUCAAGAUGGCAUUGAUUUGCUUAUUAUAUGUUCUGAUUCGAUGUUUCAUAAUUGAGAUUGAUCUAUUGAGGACCAUCUCAGUUAUUCUAUUCGAUAAUUGUGAAUGAUUUAUGAAUAUCUGAAGUUGAUUGUGUGAUGGAAAGUCAUUCGGAUUUCAAUGGUUUAGCCCAUAUCCAGAAUUUGAGUUAUUCCUCUAAUCAGAAUUGCUGUGGCAGUUUUCACUUGCUUCUUCAUCUUGUGAUAAAUAAUUUCAGUAUUCCUUGUUUGGCCUAAGUUUCUGGUUUUGAUGAAUGAAGUUUUCCAUAUUUACUUCCAUUCAUUGCAGUUGGCUGGCUCGGUAACUGCUGUAUUCAACUGUCAAGGACCCUUGGAUGCCCCUGUUUUCGUGGGAAGUGGAAUGAUCUCAAGAAAAACUCCUUAUUCAGAUGCUAAUUUCCUGCUGUCUCCUGCAUCUGAGGCUGUGCAGAAGAAUAAAGAGGCUGGUGCUGUUGCAGCAUUUGAUCGUAUUCCAUUUUCUCAUGUAUCUGCCAAUUUCACUUUUAAUACUGAUAACUGUGUAAGUUUCAAUGCCGGAUUAUGUAGUUGUGUCAGCCAAUAAACCCGUCUUUCAAACUCAAUUCUAUCUGCUUAUUUUUGUGGCAAGUUAGUAUUGAACAAAAUGUCUAAACACAGGUUGCUGACCUGUAUGGCAUCAGAGGGAUGCUUUUGGAUGGUGGAGAAAUUCGAGGAGCCGGAAAUGCUUGGAUUUGCCCAGAGGUAUAACAAACUCAAAUCCUUUAUAUUUUUUGUGCAUGACAUGGGUUCAUAGUUUAAAUUUUGUCCUCCCGAUAAAGGAGUAGUUUCCCUGUUUUUUCUGGUCUUUAUUUCAUUGAUUAUGAAAUAUAAAAUUAAUUAACCUCUGAAGGUCGUCUGUUGAACUAGACAUUGAUCUCGACUAUCUCAGAAACCGUACCAUACCCUUGUAUAUGUGUCACUAAAAAGUUCUGUUAUCACAUGAUGAUUGAGAUUGUCAACAUUUUAUUGGUUUUCAGUGGGUAUGGUUGGUUUGUCAUGAGUUUUUUUACAAAGAUUAAACUAAUCAACCUUGUAUAUGAGUUUUUUGAUUAAUUUUAAUGGCAUUAUAAGGGCAGUAAAACUAUGGUUGUCGAAGCACAUUUGUUGCAUUAUUUUAAGCAAGGUUGACUUACUCAAUGUUGUAAUUCGACUCGGAAGUUAGAAUUUGGAAUUAUAUUUUAUUGAUUGUUGGAAUGAAUCGGACCCAUUUGGGUUCAACUUUCUCGAGCCUACACAGAUCAAGGGUUCAAAUACUGUCAUCUUUCAAGAUUUUGAUCUUCAGUAUGGAUUAUGACCGCGCAACUCCAAUAGUUGAAGGUUUUGGAAAUAAUCUAUCGUUUAUAACGAAGGUACAAUUAAGGGAUUACGAACCUGGAAUUGCGUGUCUCAAGUUUUAGAAAAGAUCCAGUUGGAUCCGUGGCCUACGGAGUCAACAGGUCCGGAGGUCCAGUGGCUCAAUUGAAUCAAUGGGCUGAAUCAUAUCUACCGAUUCAGCUAAUCUAGAUAAAAUAUCUUAUUUGCUUAAAAAACUACAAAAUACAAUAGAUGGUUUUGUGCAGUUUAUAAUUGUUAUUUAACUAAAGGAGAUAUGUUAGAAGAAAGUUUAUUUGGUUUCUGUGAAAAGAAUACCAUUUUACUCGACACCCAUGGUUGCCCCCUUCCAUUUUGUUUAGCUUUUGGGCUUCGCAGGUUUUAUGGUAAUAGGAUAGUGGUGGCAGAGUUGAUAUCAACAAUGAAGAUGAAGGAGAAAAUAAAGAACAAAAAGAAAGGAGUGGUGGCAGGAAAAUUAAGUAUCUUCUAUAUUUCUUGUAUUCCUCCAAGGCCCUCUCAUCUGAUUUUCCCAGUUACGAGAAACCUACGUAACAUUUGGAAGGCCUCGGGUUGUGUUAGGGACGUCCAAUUCUAGGUCUAUUCUUAUACAUAAUCAGACAAUCUAGGAUUUUUUCCGUCUUUUAAAUUUUUUUCGGGCUAAUUUCAAGUGCUGAUCAACAUGAAAUUAUUUAUGCGGUGAAUGUUUAAUCUAUGCUCUACUACAGAAUAAGUUCUGAGACCAACAACAAGCAAGUUUUAUCGUUAAAGUUGAUUACCUUAAAUAAAUGAAUCAAUUUGCUAGUUUAGAGGAUCUUAUCAAUCGAUUGCAUUUAUGUGCAAGAUUUAGAAAUGAUCACGGUUGCUUUCGACUUCUUGCAUAUGAACGUUUAUGCUACCAUUGACAGAGCUAACCUAACCUUAUCAAUCCGUCAACUCAGCUCAGAAUUGAUGCUUGACAUUUCCAAUUCAAGGGUAUGUUAUGGGUUUUUCAGUCGCAAUGUAUAUAUAUAUAUAUCUAUAUAUAUAUAUAUAUAUAUAGAUAUAUAUGUACAUAUGUAACAAACAAACUGUUCUUCGCUCACAGGAGUCUACCAAUUUCAAGGUGACUUGCUAUAUUGAUUCAUGAAACCAGCAACGAUAUUGGUCUCCACCUCUCAUCCUUCCCCUUCCUGUUUUGUAGUUGAUGGGUUCGAGUGUGAUGCCUAAAAUUUAUGCAGUACUGGAAUAUUGUAGAAGGCCCUCUGACUCCAGUUAACACUUAUGAGACCUUUCAGUCGAUAGAAGACCAAUAGAAUGACUAAUAACCUCUGUUAUUCGCAAAAUGAUCCCUUAAAGACCUAAAUAAGUCCCGAAGCAAACUUCAUACUUUUAAGCUAGACUUCUUUUACUGGACUCAUAUCUUGUUUGAAUGAUCCUCAUUAAAGGUAGCUUGUUUUUAAGCCAUAUUUUCGUCAGCUAAGACUUGUAGAAGGAUGCUCGUACUUAAUAUUAUAAAUAAAAGUUUCAUUAAAAUCCGUAUAAUUUUUUUUGUCCAAGGUAUUUGUAUUGUUUGACAUUGCAAGAAAGGCAUUCUUUACCGCGUCUCAGUUUUCUUUAGGCUGAUUGAAAGUGACUCUUUGGGUAGCGUCGAAAUUAGUAAUAAAAAAUAAUAUUUUUAUUGAAUGACUACGUCAUCUUUUGCUUCCUCUGUCAGUGAACCGCAUCGACUCUUGUUUAUUUUUCUGUGAAUGUAAUGUGUAACAGGGGGAGGAGGAUGAUUCAGCUAUGGAUGUAAAUCUAUCAGGUACCAUACUCUUUGAUAAGGUUAUCCACCGCUAUCUGCAAAGCACUCAUCCGAUUCCCUUGAAGAUUGGGGAACUACAUGGGGAGACAAAACUAUCAGGAUCCCUUUUGAAACCGUAAGCCUGCCAUUUUUGUGUUGAAGUUUAGUGCUCAGUAUCCAUACAUUUUCCCAUUGUUUGACCUAACUACUUGCCUUUGGUAUAUGGAAUAUGCCUGCUCAAUGGUGUUCAGGAGGUUUGAUAUAAAGUGGUCUGCACCAAAAGCUGAAGAUUCAUUCUCUGAUGCACGUGGGAAUAUCAUCAUUGCCCAUGAGCAUAUCAUAGUCAAUUCCUCUUCAGUUGCAUUCGACUUGUACAUGAAAGUUCAAACUGUUUAUGCUAAUGAUCAUUUGCUGGAAAGAGGCCAUCUAGACUUUAGGAGAGCCAUGCCUUUGAUUGUUGAGGGAGUUGAUUUGGAUUUGAAGAUGCGCGGGUUUGAAUUUGCCAAUUUCAUUUCUUCCAUUUCCUUUGAUUCUCCAAGACCUAUGCACUUGAAAGCAACUGGGAGAGUUAAAUUUCAGGGACGGGUUACAAAACCCGAUAAUCUUUCUGAUGAAAAGGAAUUUGUCGCUGAGAGUAAUGCAGCAGAUGGUCAGGUUGAUCUAGAAAAAGCUAGAAGUCUAGUUGGUGAAAUAUCUAUGUCAGGAAUAAAGCUGAACCAGCUUAUGCUGGCUCCACAAUUGGCUGGAUCUUUAAGUGUUUCGAGUGCAAGAAUGAAGGUAGAUUCUCUCUCUCCUCACUCUUUUGACUCUGAAAUGUCGUUUAAGGUGAUUCGCAGACCCAUGGAAUUAUUCAAUCUUGUGCAGUACUUUAAGCUUUCUUAUUUCCAUGUACAUGUAAUAGCAAGAUUUAGUGUUUUCUUUUGAUACAUUUGCAGCUAGAUGCUGUGGGUAGGCCUGAUGAGAAUUUCUCAAUAUUGGUUCUUGGACCUUUUUGGCCUGGGGCAGGAGAGAUCUCUCAAAGCAGAAAAUUGAUUUCUCUUUCACUCCAGAAAGGUCAAUUGAGAGCUAGCAUUUGCUAUCAACCAGAACAUUCUGCUAACAUAGAGGUAAUCUUUCUCUUUCUUUCUGUGUUUCUUUCUCAAUCCUCCCUCGGCUCUAUUAUAUACUUAAAUGUGCACAUUUGCCACAAUGUAUAGCAUGUUUAAACUUUGAAUUCUUCUAUUUGAAUCAAUUUUCAAGUUGCACUGAAAUGCCCUUUUUACUGCUUGGUAAAAGGUGAGACAUUUACCACUUGAUGAGUUGGAGCUUGCGUCUCUACGUGGAACAAUCCAAAGGGUAUGUUUCUGUUUUAGUGUAAUUCUUAAACACUGCUUUUCUUGGAUAAUUUGGCUAAGAGUUUAUUUCAAGAAAUUUUGUCAUAUACUACAGAAAAUAGUCGAACUUUAAGACGUCUUUUUAUCUGGAACCACACAUUUGCUGCAUGGUGUGAUUUUCUAGUUCAAAUGGUCAGGAUCUCAUGCAAUUAGAAUAGUAAUCACAACAUAGUACCGACUGUUGGAAAACUCACUGGUCUUUGGGCAGAUGCGUUUCCUUCCUUGAUGAUAUGUUUGUUUUAAUAUGAAAAAAAUGCCCUCCGGAGUGAGAAAAUUUUAAUAGAAUGACUGGUCUUCAAUGACGUGUCAAAUUUGGAUUGACGGUGAACCUUUUUCCUUUGCCUUCUAGUUUUUUUUUGAAGUAUUGAAUUGCACCAUUCGGCAAUACACCAUUUAGCUCUGAUCAAUCGACCUAAGAAUAUUCCUGCAUGGACAUAUCGUUUCCUGAACUGCAGGCAGAGCUCCAGCUUAAUUUUCAGAAAAGAAGAGGGCAUGGACUUCUUUCAGUACUUCAACCAAAAUUCAGUGGUGUACUUGGGGAGGCUCUUGAUGUGGCUGCACGAUGGAGUGGGGAUGUUGUCAGUACUUUCUUGCUUUAUCUUAUUAUGUAUUUUAAAUUACAUACUAAAUUUUUUGGUAUUGUGUUGUCAGUAGAAUGUUGGUGUCAGACCAUCUUAAACUUCAUUAUGAUCGCCCUAAUAUUGAGUCUAAUGAAUAGAGUUCUGACUCAUCUAUCGCGGUGACUAUAUUGCUUGGUUAUCAGAUCACUGUUGAGAAAGCUGUACUAGAGCAAGCUAUUAGUCACUAUGAACUUCAAGGAGAAUAUGUAUUACCUGGAACACGUGAUCGCUAUCCUGCUAGCAAGGAAAGUGGCAGGAUUUUUGGGAAAGCAGUCGCUGGGCAGCUUAGUAGUAUAAUUUCUUCAAUGGGAAGAUGGCGUUUAAGACUUGAAGUUCCUCAUGCUGAGGUUGCUGAGAUGCUUCCCCUCGCAAGGCUUCUUUCUCGGAGUACUGAUCCUGCUGUUCGGUCAAGAUCAAAGGUUAUCUCCUGUAGUUUUGCUUACUUUAGCUUUGGAUUGCAUGUACAGAUAAUUUCAUUUAGGACGUGCUCCUGUUAUCAAGUCAAGAUGGAAAAUAUUGUUCCAGACGUUGUAUGUCUCACAUACAGUUCAACAGUUGGUGUUAUGGCCCCCUUCUAUUCAGAAUAAGAGAAAAAUCGAAUCCUUCUUGCUCAAAUUAUGCUCCCUUGUAAGUUCCGUUUAUUUUGAGUUUAAAAGUGUCCACCCCAGAAAAGGGUUGCUCAGUGUGAAAAAUGAUCCUUGUUAUCGCUGAUAUGGGAUUAAACUCAACUAGUCUAGCUAUGUUCUUGUGCGUACUACAUGUUAAUGGAAGUCAGUUGCCCCUGAAAAGUUGAUUUGCCUUGUUCUUCUUAAUAACAAGUCAAGGCUGCAGAAGACCUCUUAGUGUGUCCAUCUGUACGGAAAUGGUCAAUUUUGACUUGAUCCGGUUUUUUUUUAAGAAAGUAAUUAAAGAACUCUGUAUUUAUAAUUUGUCAGUUGGUCCAUGUUUAUCUGAAACCUGUGUUAUCUGUUUGGAUAAAAGAACAUGUUUGGAUAUGCCAUGUCACUAAAUAUAUGCUUUUUUUACUCUUCACUUGUCGGCGAUGCAGGAUUACUUCAUCCAAAACUUGCAACAAAUGGGAUUUUCUGCUGAAAGCCUUCAUGAUUUGUUUGAGGUAGUUGGUUAAAUAGUUUUACAUCCUAUUAAAUGUUUUCAGCAGAAAACAAAAAUGUUUAACUUUGAAAGCUUCUGCUCAACAACAAACCUUUUACUGAUAUUGUUCUUUAUUUUGUAGUCAUUGACAUUUUCCUUGCAGAGCUCUCUUGACGUUUAUUUUGUGUUUAGGAAAUUCAAAACGAUUAUUGGUCCGAUGAUGUUACUUCUGAGGAUAUUCCUGGAUUAGCCGAACUUCAAGGUUCCUGGCAUGGAUCACUUGAUGCCAGUGGUGGCGGCAAUGGUGAUACGAUGGUGAGUUAGUAUAUACAUUUUUUUUAGGAAGUAUUUUUUUCUUGAAGUGGUAUUGGUUAUUUUUUCUUGAAACAGUCUUUUGGGCAACCUUACAAAACUCAUCGUGAUACAAUGGGAAGAGAUACAUGUCUGUGAUAAUCAGUGCAGUCUUUUGUUUCGAUGAAAGGCUAAAAUACAGAAUGUAAACAAUUGAUUACAUGCUACGUUAACAUGCCGUAGUUUAUGUCAGAGUUUAUGAUAAACCAAUGUUAAAUAUCUUGACGGCCAUCCUCCAAUGUACAUAUAUUUUAAAUCUACGGUACCAAAUUGUUGGCAAGUGUCUACAUUUUGCUGAAUUCACGUAUAAAAGUGUCUAGAUCUCAGUAAAUCUCUGUUAGGAUCCCAGAACUGGGGCCAAAACAAGGGUAGAGACAGGGGGAAACACUUGAAAGAGAUAAGGGAAGGAUCGUAACUGAGAUAGGAAAAGGAAAAGAACAGAAGGGGGUUUCUGGAGGAAACCCUAGAAUAAUUUGGGCACGAGUUCGAGAGCGCCCCCACUCUCCCACUAACUUCUUCCAAAAGUACCUCACAGAGAGGACUCCUAAGGCUCCUUAUACCCAUACUCCUUAAUGACCCCUUGGUUCAGCUUCCCUUGACCCACCUACAUCUCAACCUUGACUCUCCAGACUUAAGUAACCCGAACAGUGGUCCUAUUAUUGGGCCCAACACUUCCGGACCUAACAGUCUCCCUCAUGGACCUCGUCGUUAUUUUGGUUGUUCAAGUUCUGUAACUCAAAUUAUAAAGCCUGGGCGCCGCUCUAUCGUCAUUGGUUACCUUUAUGUGUUUUUUGCUAUUGGAUUGUUGAUGUCCAUUUCCCUCCUGUUAUCUGGCCAGUUGGUGCCCCUCCCUUCUCCACCAUUUCCUACAUUCUCCCAUCAUGCUUCAAAUAUUCUCCUAAACUAUGCACUAGUAUAUUGAUAAGUUUACCUGCAGUGUUUUUUCCUUUGCUUCAUUCUCUGCUCUCCAUUUCAACAUUAUCCUGAUGACAUAGUUGUCCACAUUUUGAUGAUCUUUACCUCAGACACUAAUUUCCCUUGAUCUGAUUCUCCUACUGUAGCACGUGGUGUGAUUAUGAUCCUUUGCACUCUUCUUGACACCCCUUUCAAACACUGCCAGCCUCAUAAAAUGGAUAAUAGUAACCUUUCAUAUUUUCAUCCCUUGGACGUUCAUUGGGCACGAGCUUUAUUUUUUCAUUAUCGAUAGGUGGACUAACAUAGUCCACCUUGUAAAUGGCAACAGUGUGGUCUUGUUUCCCCCUUGGCAUUAUACUUCUUGACAGCAGUAGGCAUUAUACUACAAGAAAUUAAAAUUUAAAAUUUGAAGAUGGCUUAUCUUAUUAUUAAUGGUCUGUGAAAAUAUUAGAUUCUAUUUUAAAUUGACAAAAAAGAUGGAACUUGAUCCGCCCUUGAAAGUUUGAAAGAAUAAAAAGCGAAAAAAGGCCAUCUAUAAAAGGACCUGAAUUAAAAAUAAAAUAAAAUAAAGUAUUUGAAGACAGCAGCUGAUUCUGUGCUGGGCUGCUAUGUCAGUUCUCUUCCAGACUAAGAGAUGAAUAUGGUGGAACCAUAUUUAUCCUGGUCAAUCCUGGCGCUCAGAAAUUUCUUGUCCAAGCGGGAAUGGUAAUUUUAUCUCCGAGCUUAUUCAGCAUGGAUAUUUGCCAAAAAAAAUAAUCCCAUUUGGGGCUAGAAUGAAAAUAGAGAAAAGCACAACUUUGGUUUGGUUUUCAACAAUAAAACAUUGAGAAUAAGAGAUUGCUUUCAAGCAGAAAAAAAAUAUUUGCAUUCAUCCGGUUAGAUAUUUGUUGUCACCUGGUCUGCUUGUUAAAAAAAUUAAUUUAAUAUAUAGAUUAUUGACGAGGUGUUUCAUUUUCUUCAUGCUAGUUAACUUAUCAAUUGCAGUAUUAUUAUACGAGUUUCAUAUAUCUUCCUUAAUUUUAUUCCCAUGGUGUUCAUUAACCACUGGACACCUGAACCUGAAAGGAAAAAUCUUUCAUGUGUCUCCUUUCUCUAAGACUGAAGUGUUGCAUUUCAGGCAGAAUUCGAUUUCCAUGGAGAGGAUUGGGAGUGGGGAACCUAUAAGACCCAGCGAGUCCUUGCAGUGGGCGCAUAUAGCAACAAUGAUGGCCUGCGCCUUGAGAAAAUUUUCAUUCAGAAAGAUAAUGCCACUCUUCAUGCUGACGGAACCUUGCUGGGACCGAUAACGAAUCUUCAUUUUGCUGUUCUGAAUUUCCCGAUUGGUGUAGUACCUACGGUGCUUCAAAUCAUAGAAGUGGCUGCCACAGAUUCUGUACGAUCUUUGUGCCAACUAUUGGCACCUAUAAAAGGUGUUUUGCACAUGGAAGGAGAUCUCAGGGGAAGCCUUGGAAAACCAGAAUGUGAUGUGCAAGUAAGGCUACUUGACGGUGUUGUUGGAGGGAUUGAUCUUGGGCGAGCUGAAAUUGUUGCUUCCCUGACCCCGACAAGUCGUUUUCUUUUCAAUGCGAAGUUUGAACCUGUUAUCCAAAGUGGUCACGUGCACAUCCAGGGAAGUGUGCCUUUGACAUAUAGCUAUAUCCAAAAUGACGGUGUGGACGAAGAUGAGAAAGAAAGUGAAACAGGAAGAGCGUUUUCUAGUUGGAUGCAAGAUAACGUAAGGGGAUUGGUUGAUAAAGCUACUGAGAGAAACAUUGUGAGAGAGAGAACUGAAGAAGGUUGGGAUGUUCAAUUAGCAGAAAGUCUCAAAGGUUUGAACUGGAACUUACUAGAUGAUGGAGAGGUAAGGAUUGAUGCGGAUGUCAAAGAUGGGGGCAUGAUGCUGAUAACAGCUUUGUCUCCUCAUGCCACUUGGCUUCAUGGCUAUGCUGAUGUUACCCUUCAGGUAGGAACUUAAUUGUUUUUUUCUUUUCACGUGUAACAUCUCAUGGUUGAAAUUUAGUACGAAUUUCUGAAUAAUUUACAUUUAUUUAACUUAGAUUUGUUUGACAUAUCUCCUUCUUUUUAGAAUUUCUUUACCACUAAAUGAGGAUUUCUAAGCUAACUAGGUGUUAUCUGGAAUGCAAUCUAUUCUAAAUAGGUCAGAGGUACCAUUGAGCAACCAGUGCUAGAUGGUUCUGCAUCAUUUCACAGAGCAUCUGUCUCUUCACCGGUACUUCCACAGCCUCUUACAAAUUUAGGGGGAACAAUUCUCAUUGAAUCAAAUAGGCUGUGCAUCAGCUCUAUGGAAAGCAGAGUAAGCGGAAAAGGGAAGCUGAUUGUGAAAGGAAACCUACCUCUCAAUGCCAGUGAAUCAUUUAGCACCGAUAGAAUUGAUUUGAAAUGUGAAAAGCUGAAAGUGCAGGCCAAGAAUGUCAUGAGGUUAUCUUCAUUUCUGUCUCAGAGUUGCAGUACUUAUUUUUUUUCCAGACAUCAUUUCUCUCAGAAUAUCUUGUCUUUUUGAGAUUACGGAUACUCAUUCUGAAUCCUUAAUAUCCCUUCUUCAUAUUUUUCAAAUGUGGAAACAGAUCAUUACUAAAGCUAUUCUCUACUUGGGGAUCUUUUUUUUGGUGCUUGAACAUGUAAUAUCUGCUUCUACUUUCAUGUAUUGAAUUUCUCAGAUACAAUUUGUGAUUUGCAGUGGCCGAGUUGAUUGUCAGAUGCAGAUAAGUGGGUCCAUUUUGCAACCAAAUAUCUCUGGCAAAAUCCAGCUGAGUCAUGGGGAGGCAUAUCUACCUCAUGAUAAGCGUGAUGGUGAGACGUUGAAGAGAGUGGCAUCAAAACGAUCAGGCUUCCCUGCUGGCGGUUACAGUAUACUGACUGCUUCUGGGAACGUUUCACGAUUUUUUGGAUCAGAAUCUGCUUCUUCGUCCAAGAAAUUACCUCAGUCCUUAGGUACUAGGGGUCUUUAUGAUGACACUUAUGUCAUCAAUCUUGCGGGUUGAUUUUUCGGUCAUUAAAAACUCUGAAAUGCCUUGACAGGAUGACUUCUGUUUCCUCCAGUUUGUUACAUUUUGAUUCUUUUACUGUAACCUAGCUUUGCGUAAAAAUGAAGUUUCUAAAAUUCUGAAAUGCAUCGAUUUUGUCCUUGGAUGUGAUACGGUUUUUGAUUGGAAGUGGCAUUCAGGAUUGAUUGAAUAUAAAAGUUUGUGCAUGGAAGAGAUGAUUUUUUUAGCGAUUAGACCUCCGUAUUUUUAUAAUGCAAUUCCUCGAUGAAGUUUGGAUGUCUUCAAAAUUCAAUAUUUUCAAGACCUUUUUUAUGUAAUAUAGUCUAUUCCUGAUCUUUAUUUCUCCAAUAUAUAGUUGCCAAAUAAACAGGUCAGCUGCUCUGGUGACAGAAAUAGAACUUAAAAGAAGCCUUCUUUGCUCUCUUCUGUUAUUUCUCGUGUUUGAAGUCAUUGAUACUUUUUCUUUGUAUUAAAAAAUGUCAAAGAUAUAUUUUCAUGGAAAAUAUACAGUGCAUUCUAAUAUUCUUACCGAUCAAUUACAUGUGAUAUAAUACAUGUCUUCCGUCUAUUCUCUUACUAGUUUUAUUUUUCUUCAUAAAUGGUUUCAGAAGAGCUCCUCAAUUCAUGCUAGCCGGGGAUAUAUGUUGUGCAAACUUUCACUGUUGGUAUUUAAUCUUAUUUAGGAACUAUCAUGAUAUCUUAAUGGGGAAUUCAAUUUCUUGGUAGGUAAAAAGGUUGAGUCUGAAAAGAGAAUCGAGCAAGUGCACACCAACCCAGGAGUUGAUGUUCGCCUCACUGACCUCAAGCUACUUCUUGGACCGUACUUGAAGAUUGUUUAUCCUUUGUUUCUCAACUUUGCUGUCAGUGGUGAAGUGGAGCUUAAUGGAAUGGCUAAUCCGAAGUGGAUAAGACCGAAGGGAACUUUGACAUUUGAAAAUGGAGAAGUUGACCUUGUUGCCACCCAGGUACCUUUCUUGACAGCUUCAAACACUGGGUGAUCUUAUUCUUUUUCAGUUUAUUCAUAUUGUUUUUUGUAUUACAGGUGAGGCUUAAACGCGAGCAUCUGAAUAUCGCUAAGUUUGAGCCUGAUCUUGGCCUCGAUCCCAUUCUAGAUUUGGCCUUAGUUGGAUCUGAAUGGCAAUUUAAGGUCCAAAGUCGGGCAAGUAACUGGCAGGACAGUCUGGUAGUGUCCUCUACGCGUUCUGUCGAUCAGGAUGCCCUCUCACCUACCGAGGUAGAACUCAUAAUUCUGCAUUGUUCUCUAUUUUCUCUCACGAUCCUUACAGUCUGUCAGCACAUCCGUGCAUGCACAUAUGCACAGAAGGACUUGCACACCCACACCGGGUUGGGCCAUGGGAGAAUCCCUAUGCCUGUAGUCUUGUGAAUAAACAUGUACUUGUACAUCAACUUAAUAAUUGAACGUCCCGCGAGUGAGUCUGCUCUAGCACGUGCCAGAAGCUCACUUCAUCCUGCCCAGAUUGUGUGUUACAAACCGCUGUACUGGUUGGUUGGCAUGCAGGGCAUGAUCAACUCGGCCUGAGUUGCUUGUUGUGAUGAUUCCACAGGCCUGCUGGUUGAAUCAUGAUUUCCUAUCGUUGUAGCAGCCACUGGGCUCCCUGCUGCUAGAGAGAUGAUUGUCUGGAAGUGCAUACACGAGUGAAAAACCUGUGGACCGCAUUUAACAGAGAAAAAUUGGACCUUUAGGAAAUAUUAAAUUUGGAAGCAUGAGUGGGGAAUACAGACCGAAUUGUCACAGAAACAAUCAUGUUGAACCUUUGACUACAAGGAUUUGAUGCCUAUUCUGACCUUCAUCUGAUAUGAAAUUGGCUGAGUGUUGUCUCGCUUUACUUUACUUGAAUCAUUAUUUUCUCUCUUUUAACAUCUCUUUUCCUAAAAUUUAGUUCAAAAUCAGAUAAGCCGUUUCAGUAGUAUUUUUCUUCGUAUUGAGAAUUUUAUGUGGGUUUUUUAUUUGGUAGGUUAUCAUUAAGGUGGGUUUUUGAUUGGUGCAGGCUGCAAGAGUCUUUGAGAGUGAAUUAGCUGAAUCUUUACUUGAAGGUGAUGGUCAGCUUGCUUUUGAGAAACUUGCUACUGCAGCCCUGGGGAAAUUGAUGCCGAGAAUAGAAGGGAAGGGGGAGUUUGGUCACGCACGGUGGAGACUUGUAUAUGCUCCUCAGAUCCCAAGCAUGCUUUCUGUUGAGCCCACUGCCGACCCUCUCAAAUCAAUUGCAAAUAAUAUUUCUUUUGGGGCAGAAGUUGAAGUUCAACUUGGGAAACACCUACAGGUAUUUACUCGAUAUUUUACAUUCAGCAACAUUAUUAUCAUCCCACAUUAUCGAAGCCUCUCGUUCGUUCAUCUUCCAAACAUAUGCUCAAUAAUACACCCAUGUCUUUAGGUGUAAUCUUUAGGAUGUGAAGAUUCCCGAUCAAUAGUUGAUGGAUCAUAGUCAGCAAUGUAUUUUUCCAAUAUCUUGAGGCACCCGAUUUUGCCCAUUAUAUUGUGAAUUAAUUCAUCAGAAGAGAAAAUUAGUCCGCUCAAGAACUAGUUAAGAACUAGUUCGCGCUUAGGUUCACAAAUUGAACGAGUGGAACUAGUUCUUAAAUGGUCAAUUCUCCAGCAAAAAACAGGUUCUACGGAUGUUCCACUUCUCUAUUUUGACAUGAGAACCCUGUGAUUGCCCACUUCCAGGCUUCGUUCUUGAGACAGAUGAAGGAUUCAGAGAUGGCCAUGCAGUGUACGCUGAUCUAUAAGCUCACAAGCCGCCUGCGGGUCCUUUUCCAGUCCUCUCCAUCUCAUCGUCUCCUAUUCGAAUACUCCGCCUCAUCGCAGGACUGA